AGCUCGAAGCUCUAAAUCGUUUUGUAAUAAAACCGGUCUUCAGCUUAAUUAUCGGUUUUUAUACCGUUAUUUGCAGCACUACUUCGCGGUGGCGGCGGGUAUUGUUGAGGCGGGAGAAUGGCAUUGGCAAAGGGCCUGAGGCCCGUUCAGGUGUUUGGUGUGAUACUGUUCGUGAGGAUCGCGUCUGUAUUCGUGGUGCAGACGUGGUACGUGCCAGACGAGUACUGGCAGACAUUGGAGGUGGCGCACAAGCAAGUGUUUGGCUACGGAGCCCUGACUUGGGAGUGGACGAAAGGCAUCAGGAGUUACCUGUACCCGAGUGUGGUGGCUGCACUGUACACCAUACUGAAGUUUACUGGACUGGACCAUCCUCAGGCCUUGAUUCUCCUGCCUCGCAUACUACAAGCAGUCAUUAGUGCUGUAGCCGACUACAGCUUCUACAAAUGGACCGGCGGCCGCAAAUGGGCACUGUUCUUGGUGCUCACGUCUUGGUUCUGGUUCUACACAGCCAGUAGAACGCUUUUGCAGACGGUUGAGACUGCUCUGGUGGCCAUCGCACUUUCUAAAUAUCCAUUCAGGGAUGGCAAGACCAGCUAUUUUGAGAAAGAGAGCACUCUAUGGAUCUGGCUAGCAGUAGUGAGCGUGUUCGUGCGUCCUACGUCAGCGCCUCUGUGGGUGAUUCUAGGGCUGUACAACAUAGCCACUACUAAGGAACCACGUCUCAAGCUGGUGGUGCGCACUUACCUGCCUAUUGGUCUUCUUGUGGGAGGAGCCCUAGUGGCCUUGGACUCGUACCUGCAUGGGAGUGUGGUGGUGACGCCGUGGGAGUUCUUCCGCUUCAACGUGCUUCACGACAUCGCGUCUUUCUAUGGACAGCACCCAUGGCACUGGUACCUCUGGCAAGGCAUCCCAGCAGUAUUAGGCAUCAACUCGCUGCCAGUACUGGCCGCUAUUGUGGCCAUUCUGCGGCGUCCGCGGGAGAACAAGACCGGAUUGCUGUUAUUGGCUAUUGUCGCGGUACAUGUGGCUCUAUACAGUGCCAUAUCCCACAAGGAGUUCCGCUUUGUACUGCCUCUGCUUCCCAUAUUCCUGUACCUCGCCCAAGACUUCAUCGUCCCUUGGAGCAGAAAGGCUAAGAAGUGGCAGCUGUACGUGCUAACUGGAUCCAUCCUGAUCGGGAAUGUGGUCCCGGCGCUAUACUUCGGCGUGGUGCACCAAGCCGGCACGCUCAAGGUCAUGCCGCUGCUGCGAGAAGCCAUCCCCAGCAACAAGAGUUCCGUCCUGUUCCUGAUGCCUUGCCACUCCACGCCUCUGUAUAGCCACCUUCACCAGAACGUAACCACCCGCUACCUCAACUGCGACCCGCCGUUCAACAAGGUCGGCGAGACGUACGAAGCAGAAUACUUCUUCAACAACCCGCAACGCUGGUGGCGGUCGGAAUACGCUGCCAAGGCCACCCCGCAGUUUGUGGUGCUGUUCGACACGCUCAAGGGACGAGUAGAGAACGCUCUGCAAGGAUACAAGCAGCUGUAUGAGAUACCGCAUACACAGUUCCCGGAAGGCGAGGUGGGUGAAAAAGUGCUUGUUUACAAGAAGAUUCAGAGCCAACCUAAGCCCGCGGCCGACGACGCGCUGUAGGACCACUGUUAGUACGCUUACCUUACACGUAUCUUCCAUUUGCGAGGCGAAUUCCCAAAGGACAAUAUGACAGCAUACAUGAGACAAGAUUUUAUAAAUGCAUCCUGUUUUCUGACGUUUGUAGGAAAAACCUAAUGUCAUAGACUAAAGAAGAUGUAAAUAUCUUUAUUAGAAUUUAAUUUAGUAAUUUGUGCCAAAUAUCUAUUACAUUUUGCCUAGAGAGACGUACUCCUGCAGUGGAGACUAAUAAAUCACCUUAUGAUUUUGUGUCUUAUGGGAAUUCGCCUUGAUUUAUCCACAAUUUCUUCUCGAAUCUGCGUUUUUAUUUCGACGCCGCCAUUACGCAUCAUCAAGAGAACGGGUUUGUUUAUUAAAAUGUCUCGAUCGAUAUUAUGCACUUAUUUAGUGCGUAAAAACCGACUAAUGGAAUAAAAAUAAUUCAAUUUAGGAUUUAUAAGAAAUACACACAAUUAAUAAUGCAAUUUUACAGAAAUGUAACGAUUUUAAAUUCCAUUUUUUCACAAUAGAAACGAACAAUCUUUACCAUAAUGCAUUUCAUAAUGAUGUUGGACUCCUUAGUUGGAAAUAGGUUGUAAGUAAAUUAAAUUAUUAUUAAGAUCGACUUGUGGGAAUGUUGCCCCAUUAAUAACAUGUGUUCGAUUCAAAUAUACAUUAUUUAAAAUGUAUUUAUGAAUAAUAUAUUAAUACAUUUACAUUGUUAGGUUUAAAUUGAUGUAUUGAUUUAAUCAUCGAUUACGAUUUAAUUACAAAUUCGAUUAUGACUUUUUUGAAACAGAAUUCAUAGUAGUAAACAAAAUGUAUGCAGUUUUUGAUAAUUUAACUUCACCCUCCUAAUUUCAAAAUAAUUUGUCCCAUUCGGUCGUAACUACAGUCAUUGAUGGUAUUGUAGGGUAGUUAGGGUAAUAAUUGGCAUAGUUGUAAAGGUGUUUAAAAUUACUUUUAAUUUUAUUAAUUUAGCUAUCAUCUACCAUUUAGAACCUUAGUCUUUUUGAAAUGGUUAAAUGUUUUUAUUACAAGCAUUUCAGUUUGUAAUUCUGUUCUGUCAUUAAAAUUAAGCUGUGUAUUGUACACAGUUUAAAUCCCAUGUUUGUGCGUGUUUGUAUUUCAAAAUAAUAUCACUGUCCGCCAUUUUUCAUCUUUCGCCGUGAAUCCAUGACUGAGAUUUUCACGCAAGUACAAAUUAUAUAUAUUUUUACAUAGUUUUUAUACACUUGCCAAAGUUAGUUAUUUAUUUUUAAAUACUAACGUAACAUAUCGUAUAUAAUGUAAAUGCAGGUUAACGGAAAUAAGCUAAGGCUGAGUGUAUCUUAAUAUACAAUCUGCGCAGGUUCAAUUGAGGCUGAUGUGGCGACUUUUGACGCACGUAGGCGGUUUACUGCUUGACUGCAUGGUAUAUACGGGACUAUUCCCACCUCUCGUUCCCACCGCUGCAACUCCUGUGUAGCCAGGAUCUACAGCUUGACCACAACAAAAACCCAACCAAUGAAGGUCAAGUAUGUCCCGGGGGAAAGUUAAGCUGUUGGACCCGCAACGAAAUGGUAUGGCAUGGUAUAUGAGACACAUUACUCCUUCAAGUACCAGCGAAUCGAAACACUAGAAAUCAAUUGUUACUGCGGUCUUAAGCAAACGCUUAGGGUUGCACGAGUUAAUGCGCUUACUAGAAUCAUAGAUGCCAUUCCAAGAUCUGCAGACUUCAUCACCUUUCACUCUUAUCAUUAAUAAGAGAGAGAGAGAGAGGUGACUACAAUCGUCGCAUCAUGACCCAUUGUUGCCUGCGCGGGUUGUGCCGACUGCAUUUCGACUACUUUAUAACUACCACCGACUCUAUUUCACUAACGCAUUUUAUUUAAACUACAUUUCGUGCUAUUGUCUAGUUUUUUGAUAUAAUAACUUCCUUCUUUAAAAGACGAGUAGCAUGUUUUUUUUUAGAUGUGCUGACUGGAUUUUCUUUUGAUAAUUUUGAUGUUAUCGACCCAGUGGUUGUAUUCGGCUACUACGAGCGAAGAAGUAAAUAUUAUGCAAUAGUAGUAUUUUUUUGUUCUAAUUCACGCUUCGUCUUAAUAUAUUUUAAGUGAUGCUAUGAUUUUUUGUAGUUCAUAAUUAUUGUAAUAUUAAUUUUUCCUCAUAAAUGUUAAUUUUGAAAUGGUUUAUGUAAUUCUAUUGCAAUAAAAAUGUGGAUUUAUAAUUUUAUUAUUUUAAUGUAUUUUUUCUAGAUUUAAAAUAGUCUCUUAUUAGUAUAAAAUCGACCAUCGACUUGCUCAAAGAUAAAGACAAAUAUUUUAAGAUCUCUUUAACACAUGUUGUCUUUAAUAUUAAAUAACUUGCUAUGCAGUUAAGGGUUGUGCAUUUCGAUUUGUUUUUUUUUUUUUUUCAAAAAAUAUUAAUACAAAAUAUUAAUAAAUAAAACUUAUCUUCCAAUACACAAUAACACUGCAAUGUUAAAAUACAAUUUUAGUAGUAAUUAAAAUGUAAAGAAGAGUGGCAACCCUAAACAAGUAUUGCGAUUGACUUUACAAAUCGCACGAGCAAUUAGUUGAAUAUGUUGUUUUCCUGUGUAAGUAAAUGUCUUCUAUAGAGAUGUCAAGUGUGAAUUUUUAUUAAUAAAGAUUUUAUUUUUAAUAAGCUUUU
Molecule: messenger RNA, 4287 nt
Organism: Ostrinia furnacalis (Asian corn borer)
Lineage: Eukaryota; Metazoa; Arthropoda; Insecta; Lepidoptera; Crambidae
Gene: PIG-B
Product: phosphatidylinositol glycan anchor biosynthesis class B
Exons: 10
Coding region: 118-1638 (506 amino acids)
Biological process (GO): GPI anchor biosynthetic process
Cellular component (GO): endoplasmic reticulum membrane
Molecular function (GO): alpha-1,2-mannosyltransferase activity
Source: RefSeq, a predicted model, not a curated record